UCCCGGCAGUGGCGGGGGAAGCCCGGCCGGCGCGGAGCCUGGGAGCGCGGGAGCGCGGGGAGCGCGGUGGGAAGGCCCCGCAGCGGCGCGCAAUCCUGCUGUUACCAGGCCGGCCUGACAUGGGCAGGGGGCCCCACCCCUGAUUCCAGAUGACGCUCAUGCCAAUGGCGUCAGUGAUGGCGGUGACCGAACCAAAAUGGGUCUCUGUGUGGGGCCGUGUGCUGUGGCUGACGCUGCUGAGCAUGGCCCUGGGGUCGCUGCUGGCCCUGCUGCUGCCACUGGCAGCAGUAGAGGAGCGCUGCUUGGCUGUGCUCAAAGGCUUCUACCUGCUCAGCAGCAGACUGGAUAGGGCGCAGCAUGCCACCACCAAGCGCACCAGCCCAUCCACGGAGCUCAGCAUCACCUCCAGGGACGCGGGGCUGCUGGUAGUCAAGACCAAGGCAUCUCCAGCAGGCAAGCUGGAAGCCAGAGCAGCCCUGAACCAAGCGCUGGAGAUGAAGCGCCAGGGCAAGCGGGACAAAGCGCGCAAGCUCUUCCUGCACGCUCUCAAGAUGGACCCGCACUACGUGGACGCCCUCAAUGAGCUGGGCAUCUUCUCAGAAGAGGACAAGGACAUCAUCCAGGCCGACUACCUGUACACCCGGGCCCUGACCCUCUCCCCUUUCCACGAGAAGGCGCUGGUGAACCGGGAGCGGAUGCUGCCACUGGUGGAGGAGAUUGACCAGCGGUCUUUCAGCACCAUCGACAGCAAGGUGAAGAAACUCUUGUCUAUCCCCAAGGACAGCUCGGCACUGCGCCGGGUGCUGGAGGAGACGUACUACCACCACAUCUACCACACGGUGGCCAUCGAGGGCAACACCCUCACGCUGUCCGAGAUCAGACACAUUCUGGAAACGCGCUACGCCGUGCCGGGCAAGAGCCUGGAGGAGCAGAACGAGGUGAUCGGCAUGCACGCUGCCAUGAAGUACGUCAACACCACGCUGGUCUCACGCAUCGGGUCGGUCACCAUCAGCGACGUGCUGGAGAUCCACAGGCGGGUGCUGGGGUACGUGGACCCGGUGGAAGCGGGCAGGUUUCGGACCACCCAGGUUUUGGUGGGGCAUCAUGUGCCCCCCCACCCCCGGGAGGUGGAGAAGCAGAUGCAUGAGUUCCUUCAGUGGCUCAACUCAGAGGAUGCCAUGAACCUGCACCCCGUAGAGUUCGCCGCCUUGGCUCACUACAAGCUGGUGUACAUCCACCCGUUCAUCGACGGCAAUGGCAGGACCUCGAGGCUGCUGAUGAACCUCAUCCUCAUGCAGGCUGGCUACCCACCCAUCACCAUCCGCAAGGAGCAGCGCUCCGAGUACUACCACAUGCUGGAGGUCGCCAACGAGGGCGACGUGCGCCCCUUCAUCCGCUUCAUCGCCAAGUGCGCCGAGAGCACCCUGGACACCCUGCUCCUUGCCACCACUGACUACUCAGUGGCCCUGCCGGAAGCCACCCCCAACCAUUCAGGGUUCAAGGAGACACUCCCCAUCCGGCCCUGACCCUUGGCGUCGUUUCUCUCUAGGUGAAGAGGGAACCAAAGAAAAUGCCAUUUACAGAAACCUAGUUCUGCAAAUCCAGACCUUCAAAGACUAUCUCCAGACGUUUGGUUGUUGUUGGGGUUUUUUUAGUUAAAAAAGACUAAACUAUAAGCUAUGUAUCUAAGGUAAUUUAUAAUUCAGUGAUGUUAUUUAUUUGCUUCUUUGGAGCGAGCUAGCCAUGUUGGGGCGGGGGGGGUGUCUCCCUGUGGCCAUGCUGGUUGGCAGCUGGGGGUGACCAGGAUGCAGGUUGUGGGCAGGAUUUGCACUAAGGUGAGGGAGGGAGGCAGAGCCUAUGGGAGAAGGCUCUCCCCAUUUUCUGUCUGAAAUGGCCCCAUGGUUAGCACCAUGAAGUGGGCCAUGCUGGGGAGAAGCAUGCCCAUGUGCCGAGGUUUCUGUCUCUACACCCGGAUGGCUCAGUGGCUUUCCUGCCUCUCCAGGCCGGAAGUGGAUGCUGACAUUUGCCUUAGAUGCCUGACUUAUUUCCAAGGAGUCCUUGGAGCCAUCCUUCAGACCUGAGUGCCGGUGGCUAGGAUUUUCAUAAGGGAACGAUUUUUCUAAUUCAGAGAGCAGCAGCUUUGGACUCACUUCUUGAUGUUUCUUACAUUUCAUUGGCAGCAGCUCAGACCAGACGCUUUAGUGUAAAAGUUCUCUGGGCUGGUUCCCCAGUAACCGCAGGGUUGCCGACCCACAGAUGAAGAGUCCCACAAGGAGGAGGGCUGGGGUCGGGGCAAGUUCAAAGUCUAGUGCCACUGCUUGUGGCUCACAUCUAGCACCAGCCAAGCAAGUCAAACAAGAGUGAGGUCCUAAGUAACUUUCUGAUCAUAAAUUAGAAUCCAGUGAUUAUGUGACCAGAGAGGCAAAGUACGUGUGUCCCUUCUGAACCCAUACCCUUUUUGCCUCCACCUGGCAAAGUCACUCUACUGUCCCAGCAUCCCCUGGCGGUCAGU
This is a messenger RNA of Perognathus longimembris pacificus (Pacific pocket mouse), 2512 nucleotides long. RefSeq names its product FIC domain protein adenylyltransferase (gene Ficd). Gene Ontology annotation, molecular function: protein binding. The transcript has 3 exons. NCBI's taxonomy places the organism in Eukaryota, Metazoa, Chordata, Mammalia, Rodentia, Heteromyidae. The coding region runs from base 150 to 1526 and encodes 458 amino acids. The record is from RefSeq and is a predicted model, not a curated record.